This is a messenger RNA of Acipenser ruthenus (sterlet), 1278 nucleotides long. Its product is annotated as dual specificity protein phosphatase 12-like. Gene Ontology annotation, cellular component: nucleus. Lineage: Eukaryota; Metazoa; Chordata; Actinopteri; Acipenseriformes; Acipenseridae. The record is from RefSeq and is a predicted model, not a curated record. Gene Ontology annotation, molecular function: protein tyrosine/serine/threonine phosphatase activity. Gene Ontology annotation, biological process: protein dephosphorylation. The transcript has 7 exons. The coding region runs from base 134 to 1063 and encodes 309 amino acids.
AACUUUGGUUGCUCGGUAGGAACCAAAAUCUGAAUGUAUUGGUUUCUAAUCGGAGUCUUUUCACGGGAACAGAAGCGGAACAAGUUAGAAAGCAGGUGGUUUGUCCUUCGGCAGGUGGUAAACAGUGCUAACCAUGAUCUGUGUGCAGUCAGGGGUGUAUAUUGGAGGUGCCAGUGACCUUACAGACUGCCAGUAUUUGACAGAUGCUGCCAUCACUCACAUUCUCACAGUAGAUUCCGAGGAACCUGAAGUCCAGGGUUCUUUUCAAAGGAAAUUUAUUUAUGCCCUGGAUGAAUCUAGCAGUGAUCUGCUUAGCAUUCUGGAUGACUGUGUUCAGUUCAUCACAGAAGCGCUGACAACAACUCCAGCUGCAGUUCUCGUACACUGUCAUGCAGGGGUGAGUCGAAGUGCUGCUGUGGUGACUGCGUUCAUGAUGAAGACACACAGUUUGACCCUGAGUGAUGCAUAUGCUAAACUGCAGAACAUCAAACCUGAUGUCAAAAUUAUUGAAGAGUUUCUUGACCAGUUAGAACUAUACGAGACAAUGGGCUGCAAGGUGGAUGAAACAAGUCCUGUAUACAAGCAGUACAGACUACGAAAAGUCACAGAGAAAUACCCAGAACUUAAGAACCUUCCAAGGGAAGUAUUUGCAGCUGACCCGACCUCCCUUGGACAGACACAGAGCAGUGAAGCCAUCUGCAGGUGCAGGAAGUGCAGACGCUCUCUGUUUCGCAGUUCUAGCAUUCUGAGCCAUACUUCAGGAACUGGACCAGCAGCCUUUGCUCACAAAAAAUUCUCCCAUCUAACAGCUGUGGGUGGGGAUCAGUCCCAGUGUACAUCACACUUCAUUGAACCUGUGCAGUGGAUGGAGCGAGCACUGCUGGGAGUUAUGGAUGGGCAGCUCCUGUGCCCUAAAUGCAGCUCGAAACUGGGUUCUUUCAACUGGUUUGGAGAGCAGUGUUCAUGUGGGCAGUGGGUGACGCCUGCUUUCCAGAUUCACAAGAACAGAGUGGAUGAGAUCAAACGCCUUCAGAUACCUGGACUGAGACCGGGGAACAGUUAACAGGACAGAUCUUGUUCUCAUUAAGAUGCUGAUUCAGAACAAAUACAUGCACAGGUUCAAAUGAAUAUUAAAAUGAACUGCUCAUGACCACUUCUUCUCAGUUAAAUAAUGUGUACCAGUAAAUGCAGAACCACAAUUACAUUGCCUUUUAUUUACAGCAUUCCAGACUUUUUUAUUGGCUGGACUCAGUAAAAAUAAAAAAAUCUUUUUUUUUG